AUGCUGAACGUGGCGUUUGACAAUGCGCCGGCGGGGGACGAGGACGGCAUGCUCUCGUUUGGGUAUGAAGACGGCGGCGAGGAGUACUCGCCGGGCAUUGGCGGAGGCUCGUUUGACGAUGAGCCGCCAUUGCUCGAGGAGCUGGGCAUCGACUUUGGCGACAUCAAGUCCAAGUCGCUUGCCGUCCUUCAUCCGCUGCGGGUGGACGACGCUGAGCUGGCGCGGGUGAUGGAUGACUACGAUCUAGCUGGGCCGAUUGUCUUUGCCGCCCUCCUCGGCUUCUUCCUCCUCAUGGCCGGUAAGGUUCACUUCAACAUCAUCUACGGCGUGGGCUCGGCCGGCUGCGCCGCCAUCUUUCUCCUCCUCAAUAUGAUGUCCGAGUCGGGCGUCUCGGUGUAUCUGGUGGCCUCUGUCCUCGGCUAUUGCCUCCUGCCCAUUGUCGGCCUCUCGGCGGCCGCCCUGGUUGUCGAACUCUCGUCGUGGGUUGGCAUGGCGCUCUCGGCGCUCGUCGUCGCUUGGUGCACACACUCGGCGUCGUCGAUGUUUGUCGCCCGUCUCGCCAUGCGCCAGCAGCGAUGGCUUGUCUUUUACCCGAUCCUGCUCCACUUUUCGACCUUUGCCCUCAUCACCAUGUUCUAG
Molecule: messenger RNA, 639 nt
Organism: Thecamonas trahens ATCC 50062
Lineage: Eukaryota; Apusomonadida; Apusomonadidae
Product: YIPF7 protein
Exons: 2
Coding region: 1-639 (212 amino acids)
Biological process (GO): vesicle fusion with Golgi apparatus; endoplasmic reticulum to Golgi vesicle-mediated transport
Cellular component (GO): trans-Golgi network
Source: RefSeq, a predicted model, not a curated record